AUGAAUGAUGACGAUCUAAUCGUCGUGAUCGGGGCCAUUGGUGCCGUGUUAUCCAUUAUCAUUGCCGCCAUUCGCUUCUAUGGUAGGCAUAUGAUGAAGAGCGGUGUAGGUUUGGAUGAUUGGUUUCUUCUUCUAUCAGUCGUCACACUGGUAAUAGCCGAUGUAAUCGUUGUUGUUGAAAGUUCAGCCAACGUUACCUACCCCGAGAGCGCGAAGAAUGCCCUACACAAGGGCAAGGACGAUGCACAAUAUACGUACGGCCAAGAUGAUAUCGACUACACCAGACUGAGCUUCUUCUCCGCCAUUCUGUACUUCACGACGGUGUCCACGACGAAGCUGUCUAUCCUUCUCAUGUACAAGCGCAUCUUCUCCAUAGAUCGAUCCUUUCGCCUCCAGAUUAUUGCCCUGAUUGUCAUUACGGCCGGGUUCUGGAUCAGUAUGACCGUGAGCAAUCUACUGAACUGCAUCCCGAUCGAGAUGUCCUGGGUCCCGUCCGAUGACGAGUCGAAGUACUGCUUCAACUACAAUGUAUACUGGCUGGCAUGCGGAAUAGUCGAGUGUAUACUUGAUCUGGUGAUCCUAAUAAUGCCAGUAAGAGUGGUGUAUGGCUUAAAACUUAGCCAGGGGAGGAGGAUCGCUGUUGCCGGCGUGUUCCUUCUUGGUGUUUUUGUUAUUAUAUCCGGCAUAGUCAAGGUCGCACGCAGUUAUAUCCCUGGAAGCCGGCAGCUCGAUCUUACACAAACCUCGCUGUGGUCGACAGUCCACAUCUGCACAGGCAUCAUCUGUGCGUGUCUCCCGGUUUGCUGGCCUGUGUUCCUACGGAUGGUGAAGAGAGGGCCCCUUUCCAAGGCAUCUUCCGUGCCGUCGAAUCAAACACCGUGGUCUGGCGGAUCCGGUGGUCGUCGCUACCCCCAAGUCCGUGGCUCUCGGAGUGGGUCGAAGUCCAAGGAUCAAUCAACCGAAAUUUACAGCCCGCAGUUCGGUGGCAGCUCUGAUGUUCAUGAGCUGCUGGUUCGUGAUACGGAUAAGACAGGAUAUGCACCACCAUUAUAUAACCAGACGGGAUAUGCACCGCCAAUGCAUAAGCAGAUGGGAUAUGCGCCACAAGGGCAUACUGAAAUACGAGUCAAUUACGAUGGACAUGGGGGCUUAGCUCGAUGA
Messenger RNA from Clonostachys rhizophaga, 1161 nucleotides. The record is from the annotation of a GenBank genome assembly. NCBI's taxonomy places the organism in Eukaryota, Fungi, Ascomycota, Sordariomycetes, Hypocreales, Bionectriaceae.